Triplophysa dalaica is the source of this 1571-nucleotide messenger RNA. RefSeq lists its product as uncharacterized. Lineage: Eukaryota; Metazoa; Chordata; Actinopteri; Cypriniformes; Nemacheilidae. The record is from RefSeq and is a predicted model, not a curated record. The coding region runs from base 172 to 1398 and encodes 408 amino acids. The transcript has 3 exons.
CCUUCCGGAGUCAAAUAAGUUAGGUUUGGGCCAAAUGUUAUUGUUCGAAAAAAACAUCGUCCCAAAGGUAACCUAGCAACAUGAUAGACCAACGUCAGCACUCGAACGAAGACGUUUUUAGCGAGUUAUAAACGGACUUCAAGUUUACUUCUCGACAUUUAGCGUUUAAAGAUGUCUCUGUUCAGCGAUUUUAUCGACUUGCUCCGGUGUCUUUUCUCUUUCUGCUUGUCAGAUCAAGUAUCGACUGAAUUGGAUGAGGAGGAAUCGUUUAAAGAUGCAGCGAGUGGUGCAGACAAGUGUAACGAGAUAGAGGACACAAGUGAAAAUGAGAAAAGUUCUGAGAAUGAAGAGAAGAAAGAGAUGAGCAGUCUCCUAAAGAUGCCAUCAUUGCCAGAGCCAAUAUUGGUUAAAGAGGCAUCUGACCCUCCAACUCCACCAUUCACUGAAAUUAAUGCCCUGCCAUCGGCCGGACCAGUGAUUUUUAACCGGGUCCUUCCAAACUCCACUCUACCCGCUGAUAAGAUCAGACCUAUGUUCAGACCUCAGCUAUCAGCAGGGGAGCCAGUACGUUUUUACCGAACCUCACGACACUUCCAACCCUUGCCUACGAUUGAGGAGUCGUCUCUGGGUGACAGGAUCUUUCCAGAGUCAGUGGCACCAGCUGGCCGGAUACAAACACUACCAUCUGUGAAAGCACCGCUGCUGGUUUGUGAAAACCCAACCGCGGUAUCAGAUGAAGUGAUGUAUCUGCUUUCCUGUAGCUCAGUGCCGUCAGAGGAACUGGAUCUGAUGAUUCAAGUAGAUCAUGGCAUCCAAAUCCUUCCACGUUCUUCAUCCACCUUACUGUUUGACCUAGAAGAUAUUGAAAUUGAAAAUGAGUAUGUGAAGUACACUGGGAGGACGAUCGGUCCCGGUGAGAUGAAGACUUCCCAAAAUAAAGCGCUGGUGGCUGAGAUAAAGCAUCCACCGCUGAAAGCUAUAGGGAAGUGUUGGAUGGAGAAUGACAGUGAAGACCAGAAGCCAGUGCCUCCCAUCCAGAUGGAGAAGGUUCAAGACAUCACUGAUACACAUGAGAACGACUCGGAGUCAUAUUCCUCUUCUUCAAAGAUGGAAACAGACGUUGCCCCUCAGAAACCAAGGGAUCGAAAGACAAGAUUGUUCCAUGUCAAUCCUUCCUGUCGCCCCAAGACAGAGACUCAGCAACUGAAGACUUCUUCUUCUCUCUGCGAAUGGGUUGAGCAAAAGAUCAGGAAAAGAGACGAGAAGAAAAGAAGAAAAGAGAAGAUGUUACUGGAAAGACAGCAGCUGCAUGAGCGAUACCUACACGAUCCAAAACUGAAACAUCUGUGGGUCAACAAGCACAACCGCUUCAAUAGAUCCGUCCAUGAUGAGGUUUAGAGACUGUUUGACUGUCUCCUGUCUACUGCCAUCAUCUGAUCACGACAUCAAAACCCCUUGUGCAUGAAAAACCCUUUGUGCAUGAAAAAAACACCCUUUGUGUAUAAAAAUACCCUCUUGUACAUGGAAAACCCUUUGUUCAUUAUAAAAAAAAACCUUUGUGCAUAAAAAUA